AAUACAAACAUCGUCAACUCUCCGUAUCAUGCGAGUCUUGCCGAAUCGCAGAGCCAAAGACUUGCCAGUUGCCACUCAUUCUCUCUCUAGAAAUAUCUUUCUCUCUCUAUAUCUCCUUGGUUGUUUUAGUUUAUUCAUUGAAGUUUGAUGCUUAGAGUGUUCGAUUCUCUUCACUAGUCCACAAUGCAGCACCAGUAGUACUUAUUUGGGCUGCCAAGUCUCUAUGGUACUCGGUUCAUCUCUGAAGCAACAGUGAAAUCGCAGAGAUGAUGAGAAAACAUUUCAGUUAUCUUCUUCUUCCACUUCACAUUUUCUCUGUUUUUCUCCUCUUCUACUCCUCCUCUUCUGAUGGGUUUUCAGAUCUUCAAGCGUUGUUGAAGCUCAAAGCCUCCAUGAUCGGACCAACUGGUUCUGGACUCCAUGAUUGGCAAGACGACGACUCGUCUAAUUCGCAUUGUUUGUUCUCUGGAGUUUUGUGCGAUGACGAGUCACGAGUCAUCUCUCUAAACGUCUCCAACGUUCCUCUCUUCGGCACCAUCCCGCCGGAGAUAGGGCUUUUGGACAAGCUCGUCAAUCUCACUCUCACCUCCGACAAUCUCACCGGUAAGCUUCCGAUGGAGAUGUCCAACCUCACCUCAAUCAAGUUCCUCAAUCUCUCUAAUAACGCCUUCUCCGGUGAGUUCCCUGGAAAUAUGGUGGUCACGAUGACGGAGCUUGAAGUGGUCGACUUUUACAACAACAACUUCAGAGGAAACCUCCCGGAGGAUUUCGUGAAGCUGAAAAAUCUCAGAACUCUUCAGCUAGGCGGGAACUAUUUCAACGGAGUGAUUCCGGAAGCCUACUCUGAGUUUCCGAGCUUGCAAAUCUUAGCUUUGCAGGGUAAUUGGCUCACCGGAAAGAUUCCGGUUAGUUUGUCUCGGUUAUCCAACCUUCAAGAACUAUACAUCGGCUACUGGAAUCAAUACUCCGGAGGUAUUCCGCCAGAGUUGGGGUUGUUGAGCUCGCUCCGAAUCCUUGAUCUCGGAAGUUGUAACCUCACCGGCGAGAUUCCGACGAGUCUGAGCAAUUUGAAGAUGUUACACACUUUGUUUCUGCAAAUCAAUAACCUCACCGGUCACAUUCCGUCGGAGCUGUCCGGUUUGGUCAGCUUGAUGUCACUCGAUCUCUCCAUCAACGAACUCACCGGAGAAAUUCCGCCAAGCUUCUCGGAGUUGAAGAAUCUGACGCUGCUCAACCUGUUCACCAACCAUCUCUACGGUCGCAUUCCGUCGUUCAUCGGCGAUCUUCCGAACCUCGAGGUGUUACAGAUUUGGGGGAACAACUUCACGUUCGAAUUGCCGGAAAAUCUCGGCCGGAACGGGAGGCUAUUGCUACUCGACGUCUCGUUAAACCACCUCACCGGAACAAUUCCUCACGAUUUGUGCAGAGGAGGGAGAUUGAAGAUGUUGAUUCUGAUGGAGAACUACUUCUUCGGACCGAUUCCUGAAGAACUCGGUGAGUGCAAGUCAUUGGUUAAAGUACGUAUCAUGAAGAACUUCUUCAACGGCACUGUUCCUUCUGGCUUCUUCAACUUGCCAUUAUUGGAACAACUCGAGCUCAGAGACAACUACUUCACCGGCGGACUCCCGACGGAGGUUUCUGCCAGAUCACUCGCAAGUCUCACGUUGUCAAACAAUAGGAUCGCCGGAGAAAUACCUCCGGCGAUCGGAAAUCUGGUAAGCUUAAUCACUCUCUCACUCGAAAUGAAUCGAUUUUCCGGUGAAAUUCCCAAGGAAAUCUCCAAUCUAAAGAUGCUUACUACCAUAAACAUCAGUGCAAACAGCAUCACCGGUGAAAUUCCGGCCACAAUUGCACACUGUACAAAACUAAACUCAAUUGAUUUGAGUCGGAACAGUUUAGAAGGUGAAAUACCUAAAGAAAUUUCUAGGCUCCAUGACUUGAACGCUCUCAAUUUGUCAAUGAACCAACUGAGCGGUCAAAUACCUAAUGAAAUGGGAUUAAUGACAAGCCUGACAAUCCUAGACCUUUCUGUUAACAACUUCUCUGGCCGGCGUCCAAUCGGCGGGCAGUUAAGAAACUUCGACGGCAAGUAUUUCGCCGGAAAUCCGAAUCUCUGUUUCUCACGCCAUCAGAUUUGCCCCUCUAUUCAGACUACAGCUCAAUCCUCUCACAAAUCUCAUCGGACGUCGUUUGGUACGUCGAAACUCAUCAUCACCACAAUCAUUCUCGUUACUGUGGCAUUGUUAUUGGUUGUUACAUUGAUGAGGAUUAGAAAGAAGAGACUUCAGAGAUCAAAAGCUUGGAAGCUCACGGCAUUUCAACGGCUCGAUUUCAAAGCCGAGGACGUUCUUGAGUGCUUGAAAGACGAGUACAUCAUUGGUAAAGGUGGUGCUGGGAUUGUCUACCGCGGGUCCAUGGCAAUUGGGGUUGAGGUCGCGAUCAAACGGUUGGUUGGUCGGGGUAGUGGACGGAAUGAUCAUGGUUUCUCGGCCGAAAUUCAGACUUUGGGAAGAAUCCGGCAUAGGAAUAUUGUGAGGUUGCUGGGGUAUGUGUCUAAUAAAGACACAAACUUGUUGCUGUACGAGUACAUGCCUAAUGGGAGUCUUGGAGAGAUGCUGCAUGGUUCGAAAGGGUCUCACUUGCAGUGGGAGAUGAGGUACAGGAUCGCGGUGGAGGCUGCGAAGGGCCUGUGUUAUCUACACCAUGACUGUUCGCCUCUGAUCAUACAUAGGGAUGUGAAGUCCAACAAUAUAUUGCUUGAUUCGGAUUUUGAGGCUCAUGUGGCCGAUUUUGGGCUCGCCAAGUUCUUGCAGGACGCAGGUGCCUCCGAGUGCAUGUCCUCCGUUGCUGGCUCGUAUGGUUACAUUGCACCAGAGUAUGCCUACACACUGAAAGUGGAUGAGAAAAGCGACGUCUACAGCUUUGGUGUUGUGCUGUUGGAGCUGGUAGCAGGGCGGAAGCCAGUGGGCGAGUUCGGGGAUGGUGUGGACAUAGUGAGGUGGGUGAGGAAGACGAUAUCAGAACUCUCCCAGCCGUCUGAUGCAGCAUCGGUGCUUGCAGUUGUGGACCACAGGCUCACUGGGUACCCACUUACCAGUGUCGUAAAUCUGUUCAAGAUUGCCAUGAUGUGCGUCGAGGAUGAGAGCGCCUCAAGACCCACCAUGAGGGAAGUGGUUCACAUGCUCACUAACCCUCCCCAGACUGCCCCCAACCUCAUCGCUCUUUAGCCUUCUAUUUUGGUACUCUAUGGCAGUCUGAAGUGUUUUUGGAGUGAAUAAUUAGGCAAAUGGAACUGUAAUUAAUAAUUUGUAAUGGUAAGGUUGGUUGUGCUUCUUGUAUUGGCAUGAGAUUGCUACUUUGAUUUCUGUUUCCUUGUUAACUUCUCUAGUAGGCCACUAUUUUCAAUGUUUUGCUGAAAUGUAUAUGUUGAUAUCUAAUGGUACUUCAAAGAAGUGCGAUGA
Molecule: messenger RNA, 3461 nt
Organism: Cornus florida
Lineage: Eukaryota; Viridiplantae; Streptophyta; Magnoliopsida; Cornales; Cornaceae
Product: receptor protein kinase CLAVATA1
Exons: 2
Coding region: 267-3227 (986 amino acids)
Biological process (GO): protein phosphorylation
Molecular function (GO): protein binding; ATP binding; protein kinase activity
Source: RefSeq, a predicted model, not a curated record